Mytilus trossulus (common blue mussel) is the source of this 6715-nucleotide messenger RNA. RefSeq lists its product as uncharacterized. The record is from RefSeq and is a predicted model, not a curated record. Lineage: Eukaryota; Metazoa; Mollusca; Bivalvia; Mytilida; Mytilidae. The coding region runs from base 83 to 5749 and encodes 1888 amino acids. The transcript has 10 exons.
AUCGAAUAUGAUGACAAUUCCAGUAGAAGAAAGAAAAAUAAAUCAAGACACCUCAUUAUAAAUUAGUAAACAGGGAUUAAUUAUGGAUACCCAUAUUUGUGGUGCCUGCAAGGCUGAAAUAAAUGAUUUGGAUGAAUUUAUUGUUCACAAGAAACAAACUUGUCCUGUGUUACAUGCAGUCCAGAAAGAAGUCAGACAUGAUCAGCAAUCAUGUAACUCAGAUCAAUUUUUGAAAGAAAAUGAAACAGAAAACAGCAAUUAUUCAUUUCAACACAUUUCCAUACCUAAGAAAACAAGUGAAGAAAUUUUUAGAAGACACUCAGAAUCAAAUCUACCUUCAAAUUCAUUACACAUUUCUGGAUAUGAUCAUAUACCAGUGACAGAUAUUGAUAACACUGAAAAUGGAAAAAAUCAUCAGAUUCAGGUUUCAAGUAUUGAACAACCAGCCAAUCCUAGUACAGAACAUGAAAUAUCUGAAUCAGAACAGAAUGUUGAUAAAACAGCUGUGGAUCAUUGUAAGGAACAUACUUCAGCUGAAUCAAAACAAUCACUAUUGAAUAAAUCAAGAGACUUUAACCAUUUACCAACAGAAAGCUCAGGACUAAAUGCAUUACAUGAACACCCUGAAACUUUUAAAUCAUGCAGUGCACCAACUAAGGUAACCGGUAUUGAAGGUGCAUCACAAGAAAUAAAACAAAAAACAAUACAAGAGGGUGUAUCAAAUUCAUUAGUUGAGAAUCAUUAUUCAGGCAGUGAUCAGAAUGAAUUAAAACAUUUAGCUGAAGUCAGUUCUCAGCUUGACUGUGCCUCAGCUGAAUCAGUUGUCUGUAAACCACCUCCUGGUCAUGAAUACAUUCAAUCCACACUUCAAGAUAGAUUGUCAAAUGAUAAAAUCUUAUGCCACAGUCCGUCAGCAUGGUCAGUAACUCAUGAGACUCCAUCCACUUUACAUACAGGGCUAAUCAACACAUCGUCUUUGGACAUGUCAACUGAAGUGACAGCUCUGAAUCUUAUGUCACCUGUAAUGUCAACAGAGGUUUCUUCUGCCGUUUCUACUUCUGUGCCACCAGUAAUGACCGCUGAAAGUUUCCCUGUGAAAUCAACUCAUUUAUCAACUGAAACCACUAUUGGACCACCUGUGACAUCAACUGAAUUAUUAAGUGAAGUGUCAACUUACAUAUCAAACCAGAGGAUUCCAGCUACAAUGUCAUCCGAAAUGACUCCUGUGUUGUCAGCUGGCGAUUCCUCAAGGAUGCUGAUUAAGAUGACACCUGUAUUGUCAACCUCAAAGCCUUCUGUUCUUUCUAAUGAAGUGUGUCAACAAGAUCUGUCAACUGACAUUAGAGGAAAUCUUGCACAAGAGAUGAUUCCACAAACUUUACACAUGGUCAUUGAUCACAAUGGCACUUAUUCUUUGGUUGCAAGAUCACAGAUCUCAGAAUUUCUCAGCCCUGUUACACCAUUAUCAUUAUUUCCCAGUAAAGAAACAAACCGACCUAGAUCACAUUUGGCCGAAAAGUCGAUUCCAAUUGACAACAUACCACAAGUAGCUCAUCUUCCCACAUAUGAAGACAAAUCUAGAAUGAUAUUGAGUAUUUCAAACGACUUGAAUAGAUCAUCCCCCCAAAUAACUUCUGAUCAGAUUAUUGCAGUUCAAAAUGAAAUGUAUCUAAGUUCUGGUAAAUUGCAGCUUACGCCUGUUUCUUCUGUUGUUGCAGAGCCCAACUUAGAGCCAUCUCAAUCAACAAUCAAUCUUGGAUUACAGCAUUAUGGAUAUCAUUCUGUUCCUCAUUCUAGUGUCAAUUCUGGGAAUAUUACCCAACAGGAUCAGAUAUUGAAUACUACCCCUACUAGUCCCCUGAAAGUUGUAAGAAAUCUAAUGACAAGUUACCAAGACAACAGUGUAAGUGUUGCUACACUGGAUACACUGGCAACAACUACACAACUUCUAGCUUCAAGUUCAGCUGGCCCUUCAAAAGUACUAAAUGUUAUUGCACCAAAUGGUCAUUGUUUAGAUCAUGACUUGUCAGGAAAAAUUACUUUAGAUCCAAAAAGCACAGUAGUGCCAUCUUUUAGUCAGAAACCAGUACAAGUGUAUGACCGGCCACAAUUUGUUGUUAUUCAUGAAAAAAAUUCUAGUCAGCCAAAUCAGAAACAUGAAGAUUACCAACCUGUUCAAGAAAAUUUGCAAGAUGGUGCAGAGCAAGGAAUUUUGAUUCCAACCCACAAAAAUCCAGUACAAAAUAUUAUCUCAUUAGAAUCUGGUAUUUUAAAUGUAGGACAAGAUCAUAGUAUUGCUCAUGAUGAAUAUAAAGCAACACUGACUGGAUCCAGGGAAAACCAAUCUUUUGUACUGAGACAGGGUCCAGAACAACAACAUUUGGUGUACACUUCUGUAGAAGAUGUUGAUAGAAAUAUCCAAUCUCAAAGUUUAGUUAAAGGAGUUGUAACUCAUUUAUUAGACAAACAGGUGAAAUAUAGCACUCCUGUAUUACCUUCAAGAGUUACCCAAAAGCCAGAUUCUGAUAAAAGGAAGGAGAAAACAAAACCCUCUUUAAAUACAAAUAUUGAAUUAGAUCAGUCUGGAAAUCAUAAGGAGCAAGUCCUUAAUUUGAACAAAACACAUGAUAAGAAUGAAACUGGAGUAUCUCUGAUAAACAAUGAUUGUAUUGAAAAACUAAAGGAAAGACAGUUACAAAAAAGAGUAACUAAAGGUAAAGUUAUAACAAUUGAUGCAUUAAGUAACAGGAAUUCUUCAACUAGUAGAUAUCAGUCUUCAGAUAAACAUGUAGAAUCUGUACAAAAUUUCAAAAUGGCUCAUGAUGUUGCCAUAGGACAAAUCUCUUUUUUCCAAAAUGAACCUCUGCCUGAAGGUAAUUUAAUUCAGAGUUCCAACGAUCCUGUUUUACUAAAUAGGGAAACAGAAAGGGAAUUAGAGGGUUCUGAAAAAUAUAAAAGUCAAAGUUAUUCAAACAGAAAUUCAGUACAUGGUGUACAGAGAGGAAAUUCAGAAGAUAGGGCUGAAGCAAAUACACAACCCGAAAUUAACCAGAAACAUAGAAGUACAGACCAAAUUUCAGAAAGAAAUGCAUCAGGAAUACAAUAUGUUUUACAUAAAACACCAGAGAAAAACUAUUUUUUACCCAUCAACACUGCUGAAUCGAGAAUGGAAGGUGAUAUACAAACCUAUCAACCUGUGCAGGAAUUAGAAAAUCAGAAUAUUCCUCCACAACAAGAUGGUUCUAACACAGUUGCUUCCCCUGGACAAAUUCAGUACACUGUUCAUUUACAUCAAGUGCAGCAGGUUGAUGGAAGUAUUAUACAAGUAUUAUCACCAGAGAAACACUAUGAUAUGACAACACAAGGGAGAAUUCCACAAAAACAUCCAGCUGACAUACCAUCAAAGAAAAACGCAGGUUCAUCUUCCAAGAAGACAGCAAAUAAACCUAGCAAAGAAAGAGAAAAGAAGUAUGUUUGUACAUAUGAUAAGUGUAAAUUUUCAACUGUGUACUUCAAAGAUCUGACUAGACACAUACGCACACACACAGGAGAGAAGCCUUAUCGUUGUGGAAUGUGCGAGAAAAGUUUUAGUCGUGUAGAUAAAUUACGUCUUCACAUUCGCCAUCACACUGGGGAGAGACCAUUUCAGUGUGAUCUUUGUGAAUACAGAGCUGUAGAUAGAAGUACUUUGAAGAAACAUGCUAUCAUACAUACAGAUGAAAGACCUCACAUGUGUCAGCUAUGCAGUUACUGUUGUCGGACAUCUAGCCAAUUGACAGUCCAUCUUCGUACACAUACUGGAGAUUGUCCAUUUCAAUGUCCAUGCUGCAGUUCAAAGUUCAAAAUUAAGUCCGAUUUAAGGAGACACAUGAGAACACACACAGGAGAAAAACCUUAUCAAUGUGAUAAAUGUCAAGUCAAGUGUACCACACAAGGUAACUUACACAGCCAUAUGAAAGUCCAUCAUUCUGCUGAAAACCUGAAAUGCAGUCAUUGUUCAUAUAAAACCUCUUCAAAACGUUCACUAUGGAAUCAUUCCAAAAUUCAUGAACCUUUUGAUCCCAACAACACAUGCCAAAUAUGUGAUUUUAAAUGUGCAAGCAAUGAAAUACUUAAAAAGCAUAUGACAAUGCAUAAGUCUGACUAUUUAAAAUGCCACCACUGUGACUUUACCACUCGACAUCAACAAAAUUUGGAACAACACAUAAAACGUAAACAUGGCGAACAUUAUUACGAGAACAGACCAAAACGAAACACCACCAGUAGUAGUAGCAAGAAGUCUAAAGAGAGUUCUUUAAAGAAAGAGAUUAGGAGUGAUAAAUUAUUUUAUAGAAAGUUUCAGCGUUUAUUUAAAUGUGAUCUCUGUAGUGAAUCUUUUGUGCGAGAGGACUCGUUAAAAAGCCAUGUCAAACUUCACAAAGAAUUAGCUAGUAAUAAUUUACAACUGACUACUAAGAAAGUUUUGAAACUCCCUAGUCAUAUUUUAAAUCCUCCAGUAAAUGAAGAAAGUAGUUUCACUUUGCGCUCUGUGGCAAUGCAUGGUUCUAACCAACAAGCAGACAGUCUGGCUAUGCCACCUGAUAGAGGUCAAAGGUCAGCCACACACACUUAUAGUCAGUAUCAUCAUCAUGAGCAGGCGUCUGCUUUGGAAGAACCAACCCCUAACAGUGAUAUUUUAGAAUCAACUUAUAGACAAGAGAGAGAUGAAAAUAUUCAAAUGCCAAAUGUUGAAGAUAGAAAUUCUAGUCAAACAUACAGGCGGCAAUUAAAUUUUGAUUCUGGUAGAGGCAAUAAUGCAUCAAGCAAGCGUCAUUCAUUUGAAACGCCAUCUGUAUCAAAGAAAGAUUUAAGCCAUCGCAGACUUUCUUUUCCAAGUGAUACUGAACACUCUGUUUCAAAGAGAAACAAAAGUGUUGGUGACAGUUUAAGCAGUUCAAGUAGACCAGUUAGAGAAUUAUUACGAGAGGAAAGAGCUUCACAAAGGUCCAGUAGAGAUAUUGAAGGAUUCGAACAAGGAUUACAAUUCAUAGACAGUGCAUAUAAUAGUAGUAUUGUUAGGUCAAAUAGACAGUCGAGUGGGCAAACACUGAAUAAUCAGAGAAAUGAUGGUAAUGAAAAGGUAUCAAGAUCACAGAAAAACAAACGUUCUCAUUCUAUGACAUCUGCUGAAGGUCAUUUGAGUUCAGGGUCAAUACACAACUCUGAACAAAUGAGGAUUGUGGCAUUGAAUGAACAAAGUAGAGAUCAUGCACCACAGCAGCAACCUGUUUACCAAGUUCCCAAUAUACAAGUAGUGCAAAAUAUUUCUUUGCCUCUAGUGCAACUACCAGAUGGGCAAAUUAUAAGACCACAUAUAGGGAACCAGAUUCCUCAAUUAGGGCACCAGUUUAUACCGGAAAUCAAUAUAGAGCAACCUAUUGUCAGUUCUGGACUUUUAAGACCUGCCAAUGAAAAUACACACACGAUUCAACUUGUAGCUCAUCCAGGUGUUAGUAUGAUGCCACAAUCUGGUAACCCUGCUCACUCUGUUCAAACACAAGUAGUUGAGCUUGUUGAUUCUUUAGGUAAUCCAGUCUCUGCACAGUUUAUGAUUCCUACAUCAGUUGCAUCUGUUGAUGAAAUGGCAACAAUGCAGACCAUUGACAUUUCUACGAUAUCAGAUCAUGGGGGUAUGAUGGAACAAAUGUUAUCCCCACAGCAUGUUAUGAGUGUACCAGUACAGGUUGUUGAUGUGCCACCAAAUAAUUGAUAUUUCUACAAAAUCAGAUCAUGGGGGUAUGAUGAAACAAAUGUUACCCCCACAGCAUGUUAUGACUAUACCAGUACAGGUUGUUGAUAUGCCACAGAAUAAUUGAUAUUUCUACGAUAUCAGACCAUUGGGGCAUGAUGGAACAAAUGUUAUCCCCACAGCAUGUUAUGACUGUACAAUUGCUACUGUUGUAUUUCACUAGCAUGCAUCCAAAGUUUAAGAAGGUUUAACAAACAUGUAGUAUCCAUUUAAUAAUUGUUGUUUGCUUUACGUCUAUUGGAAAAAAUUUCAUUUACAUUCAGGACGAGAACUAAUGGACGUCUUGUACAAUAGAAAGGUCAUGUAAUAUAGAUCAACCUACAUGAAGGGCUGGAAGUUUUGUGAAUAGAAUUCACAUAUGAAAAAUCCUCAAUUGUAUUUGGUACAUGUAUGUACGUGAAUAAACAUCUUCAAACUUUCAGAAUAACUUACAUAAGUAUAAGAAGAUGUGGUAUGAGUGCCAAUGCGACAACUCUCCAACCUAGUCACAAUUUGUAAAAGUAAAUCAUUAUAGGUCAAAUUACAGGCUAUAACACGGAGCUUUGGCUCACACCUACUAGCCAGCUAUGUAGGGCUAUAUAUCUCAUUAUUAAUUUUUGUUUUAUUAUUGAUCUGUAGAAUUUUGUUAAGAUUGAAAUAUAAAACAAUUGCUGUCUUUAUAUGAGGUGCCGCAAAUGUUUGGUUAAAAUAUAAUUGACUUUUCAAAACUCAUUAUCACUGAGGCCAACUGUUUUAUUCUGUAUUCCAAGAGAAAAAAGGUAUUGAAUGGCAAUUAUUUACCAAAAGGAAUUUUAUCAAACAUUUUACCAUUAUUAAACAUGUAAUUUUUAAAGCUGUAAAUAUAACCAUUCCUUAGUUGAAUAUGCUGUUUUAUUCAAAAUCGAAUUUGAAUGAAAUAGAACUGAAUAAAAUAAUACAAAUAUGUAA